UAACUGAAAAUGGAUUAGUCCCAGCUGAUUUUCUCACCAUGUAGCUUGAGUUUCAGAAGAGAUUAAUGAGAACACAAACGUAAUAAGCCCUGAUUGGCUGACCACCGUCAUGCAUGUCUAAUGCAGGUCCGGCUGGACCCCGGGUGCCUGAGGAUAGGAGUGGCUCCUGCUGAAUUUUGCAUCUCACCACCACCAUCAUCACCAUCACCGUCGCCACAGUCCUGCACUUCCCCCAACUGGACCAUCGACGUCUCGGACGUCAGAACUAUCAAGGUGACAAACAUACCGCUCUCCGCCACCGCGGAGAACAUGAAGGAGUUUUUCUCCUUCUCCGGCGAGAUCGAGUACGUCGAGAUGCGAAGGUCCGCCCCCCUGCUCAAUUCCUUCAUCCCUUUUGCAUUCCUGUCUCCCUGCUAUUGCCCAUGUCCUUUUCUUCUCUGUUCUAAAUCUCGUGGCAGGGACUCGGAGACGUCUCAGGUGGCUUAUGUCACCUUCAAGGAGUUCCAUGGAGCGGACACGGCUCUGCUCCUCUCCGGAUCAAGCAUGUGUGGCGAUGUUCCAGUGAACAUCACACCGGUGGAAGACUAUGAGCUGCCGCCGGAAGCCUACUCCAAUACAGAACCCGGAAACAGCUCGCCGGGGACGCCGACCGGGGCGGCGGUGAGGAAGGCGGAGGACGUGGUGAGCACGAUGCUGGCGACGGGCUUCGUGCUGAGGAAGGACGCGCUGCGGCGCGCGCAGUCCUUCGACGGGUGGCACCAGCUGCUGUCGUCGGCGACGUCGCGGGUGGCGUACCUGGACCGCCGGCUCGGGCUCAGCGACAAGUUCAGCGUCGGGACGGCCGCGGCCCGCGGCGCGGCGCACGGCGUGGACGAGCGGUUCCAGGUCACGGAACGCGCCUGGGGCGCGUUCGCCGCCGCGGGGGAGGUCGUGGCGGGGUCCCCCUACGCGUCACGCGGCGCUGCGUGGGUGUCGGCGGCGGUGGGCGCCGUCGCCAGGGCCGCGUCCGACGUCGGCGCCAUGACCAUGGAGAAGGUGGGGAGGGCCGAGGGGGAGGGAACCGCCGCGGACGGCGUGGAGGAGGCGGAGCAGGCGCACGCGGCGCGCGUCGACGUGCAUGACGCGCGUGCAGGCGGCGGGGCUCGGCAAGGAGAUGGGCAUGACCAUAAGGAUAAGGCAGCGUAGAAGUAAAAAAAAAGUGGUACAAUAGUAGUAGUU
This is a messenger RNA of Panicum hallii, 1218 nucleotides long. RefSeq names its product binding partner of ACD11 1-like. The coding region runs from base 121 to 1185 and encodes 354 amino acids. The transcript is spliced from 4 exons. Gene Ontology annotation, molecular function: RNA binding. NCBI's taxonomy places the organism in Eukaryota, Viridiplantae, Streptophyta, Magnoliopsida, Poales, Poaceae. The record is from RefSeq and is a predicted model, not a curated record.